UAGGAGAUACACAAUCCAAAUAUUUAUUUUCUAAAUCAAAAUUAGGAGAUGACAAUUAAAAUUCUGACAUAGUAAGUCAUAAAUAUGACAUCAAAAGUAAAAAAAAAUAGUAUGAGAUACUAUGUCAUAAUCAUAAUUCAGGAUUUUGACUUAAAUCAAAAUUCGGAGUCGUCUUAGUCAUAAUAUUGAGAUAUUAAGUCAAACACAAGAUAAUAAGUCAACUUCUGAUUUACUAAAUCCAAAUUAUGAAAUAUUUUAUACUUCACAAUUGUGAGGUUUUGAAUUUGACUUAGUGUCUCAUAACAUAUUUAGUGACUUAGUAUUUUUGACACACAUCCUUAUAACAUUAAAUAUCUUUAUUCCAAAUAUUUCAUCUAUUUAGACAUUGAGAAAAAAGUACCUCAAUGUAAAAGGGAGUGAUUUGAGGCCUCAAGCUGGGGGAAUCCAAUUUCUUUGUCAGACCCCUAUCAAUGCACAUUUUGUGGUAUCUUGACUACUUCCUUGAAUAUAGAAUAUCAUGCAGCUACAAAGGUGUUUCCUUCUUCCUCAUGCUACCCAACCUGCACCUGCCCCAAGGUGCAUCUCUCUGCUUCGCUCUGAUUGGACAUUUGCCUCCAGUGGGAGGGACCAGGUGCAGGUAUUUCAACCAGCACAGACACCAGAUUUGUAAAAAAAAGAAAUCUAACAGAAGCUGUAAAGUGUGAGGAAACAGUGAGAGGAGUUUUUUAAGAGACAGACGUGAAGAAUGGGCGCUAUGAAGCUGCUGGUGAUUUCUGUUUUGCUGAGCAUAUGCUCACAGGCUGCAGCCCAAGGUAUCGAAGUAUCUGUGUUCUCAGUAUCAUCGAAGACUGCGAUUCUCAAAUGGACCAGGUUCUCUGAAGCCAGCUCAUACAAGAUCACCGUUGCCCCCAAAACCUCGCCACGCAGCCCCAUUGGCUUCACCACGUUUGGUCCAAACACAGUACUGGGCUCUGUCAGCUAUCUAUCCCCAAACGUCAUUUAUAUAUUCACAGUUGAAGCUCUCAAUGAUCUCCAAGCACCACUGAGCUUUGCAAACGUUGAGUCAUCCACAGCCCCUGAGAUGACGGAUCCCAUCCAGACGGUGAAGCCGAAGGACAGCACGACCUUGAUGGCGGAUUUCAGCUUGACGACCGGGGCGACUAAAUACAUCAUACGAAUCCAGACCUCCAAUGGCUUCUUCAGAGAAGACACGGUGUCCUCCUCCCCCGCUGAGAUUCAGUCCCUCACACCGUACACUGAGUACACACUCAGCAUCAUCGCUGCCAACAGUGGAGGCCGGAGCCAGCCGUCUUCUUCUCUGACUGCAAAGACAGUUCUGCCUCCUCCUCAGCUCUCCACCUCCUCUCCAAGCAACGACAGCAUCAUUGUAUCCUGGCCCCCUGUUGCUUACGCUGUCCAGUACACCGUGUCGCUGUACAAGUACGGCUCAAACACCAGCAUGAAGCACAACACCUCCAACACCAAUCUGACCAUCACUGGCCUCGAUGCUGGCUCCCUCUACACUAUCAAGGGUUUCGCCUGGGACCUCGAGGGCCGAAAGGGAGAGGGCAGUCUGUACGUCAACCAGACAACAAGACCUCCAACACCAUAUUUUGCCAAUGUCUCCAUGGUGAUGAGUGUGAACGGUGUGGCCGGACUCUCUGUGUCCUGGAAACUGGAUCAACAGGUUUAUGGAUCCAUCGAGUACCAUGUGAUGAGUGACCAGAACCUCACCUGUAACUCCACAUCCUACUCCUGCACCCUGUCGCCCGUGGGCUGUGGAGAGGUUCACAAUAUCAUGGUCAUCGCUCUGAACGAGGCCGGGCCCAGCUACCCAUCCAACACUGUGGUGUUCACCACCUUCCCCUGUCCACCAGAGUCUCUGGAUCUCGUGGAGUCGACAGAAGGAAACUGCACUCUGACGUGGGACACAGUGCCUCACGCUGACAGCUACAGCGCCUUCAUCAAGAGAAGUGACGGCACCGAGGAGACCUGCAACACCACCAGCAACAACUGCACCUACCACUGCAUGUGUGGCUACAUGUACCUGAUGUCUGUGUUCGCGUUCAACCAGGCUGGCAGCAGUCCUAACGGACAGGUUCUCAACUACACCACCUUGCCCUGUUGUCCAGAGAAUGUGUCCGUCUCUACGGUGAGCACUGACACUCUGGAGAUCAUGUGGACGGCCUCGCGGGGGGCAGAGCUGUACGAGACUCGCGCUGCAGACAGUUCAGAGGUCAUCCUGUGUAACGACACGGCGCCGGUGUGCGCCCUUUCUGACCUCAGCUGCGACAGUUCCUACAGCGUGGUGGUGACGCCCUGCAAUGACAUCAGCGGAUGCAACCGUGCAUGCAAAGCUCACACCAAAAACACAGCUCCCUGCAGGCCGAUGAAUCUGAUGCUGAAUCCGAAAAACUCCUCCUGCCUCGGCGUCAGCUGGACAGCCAACAACAGGCAUGCUACGUACACUGUGAGCGCGUCAGGCGAUGACGGCAUACACUCCUGCACCACCAGCGGAAACAGCUGUGACAUCACUGACCUUCCCUGUGGCUCCACUUAUGACGUCAGCGUCAGAGCAGCCAGCCCCUUCGGCUCGAGUUUACCCAGCUUCUCUGACUCUCUGGAAACAGAACCCUGUUGCCCGAUGAAUCUAACAGUGGAUCAGGUGACGCAGGCAAUGACCAAUGUCUCAUGGUCUCACGCCAAAGGAGCGUAUUCGUUCAUCACGUCUCUGACGUCAACGCGUGGUCACGCCCGCUGCCACACCCUGGACUCCCACUGCCUCAUGGGAUGCAUCACCUGUGGGACCAACUACACCGUCACCAUGGAGGCGUUCAGCCACAGCGGGCGCAGCUCCAACUGCACCUAUCGGGGCUUUUCGUCCAGUGCCUGCUGUCCGUCAGGCGUCAGGCUCUACAGGAUGGCCGGUAACUCUCUGCGGGUGUACUGGCGCAGCGCUGGGAGCGACCACAGCUACGUCACAGACAUGGUGGGCAGCAGCAACAACUACACCUGCACUGCCUCUCCCGGGGAGAGCAGCUGUGACGUGGCCAACGUCCAGUGUGGGGACGUCUAUAAUGUAGUGGUGGCUCCGCUCACACCAGAGGGCGGCAAAGUCCUGUUCUGCCCCCAGAGGCUGUACUCAGUGACUUGUUCAGGCAGCAACGUUGGUACAGUGGUUUACAGAGGGAAGAGAAGUGUGGACUAGCAUACGAUGCAACAAACACCUCCAUCUUCUUCCUCCUCCUCCUCUUCCUCCUGCUUCACUCCUGCCCCACUGGAAUAAAACCAUGCUCAAAGAUAAAUAGAAGUGUUAACCACAAAUAAAAAUGCUUUUCUGUUGGCCGUGAUACAUAGGUGAUGGCAUGAUGAAUAAUGAGAAACAAGUGUUGUAAACCUUUAAAUGCCUUUGAAUGACGUUCAUGUAUGAAGAGGUAAUGAAUCACGGCCAAAAACCAUCACUGUGCCUUCAACACUUAAACAAGACAAAAACAAGCGAACAACAAGAGUGCAUUUUGUAUGUGCUGCUCAAAAUAUGUAUCAUGACACAAAAUCAUAGUAUGGAUUUGGUAAAUAAAAAAAAUGAUAAAACAUUUUUUCCACAAACAACCAGAACUCAAUGUAUAUGGUGUACGGAGAAAGUUGUUAUUUGGGUAAUUGAGUAUUUUUUAUCCCGGAGCUAUUGUGUUAAAAACCUCCAAAUGAAUUAUCUAAUUGGCAAACAAAAUUAGCAAAACAGUAACAGUGCCCCAACAGGCAUUUCAAAACAAUUUUGCCCAUUAAUUUUACAAAUGAAUAAAUGGAGAAUCUACCAUAUUAAAAGAAAGACUUGUAGCUGCAGCCCCAAGUAGGAAGCCUCCUGAUAACAAGUGUCAGACGACAUCAUGUGUCACCUUGCAGCGUAUAAUCUCUGCUGUGUGCUGCUGCUUGUCCUCAGGAUGUAUUUAACUGUUUGUGAUAUGUGUCACUGUGGUUGUGAAAACCUGAUGCAUAUGUCAGUUAAUAAAGAAUUCCUUCAUCA
This is a messenger RNA of Sebastes umbrosus (honeycomb rockfish), 4021 nucleotides long. RefSeq names its product fibronectin type III domain-containing protein 7-like. NCBI's taxonomy places the organism in Eukaryota, Metazoa, Chordata, Actinopteri, Perciformes, Sebastidae. The coding region runs from base 746 to 3208 and encodes 820 amino acids. The transcript has 14 exons. Gene Ontology annotation, molecular function: protein binding. The record is from RefSeq and is a predicted model, not a curated record.